This is a messenger RNA of Talaromyces atroroseus, 615 nucleotides long. RefSeq lists its product as hypothetical. Gene Ontology annotation, molecular function: acyltransferase activity, transferring groups other than amino-acyl groups. The record is from RefSeq and is a predicted model, not a curated record. The transcript has a single exon. Bases 1 to 615 code for a protein of 204 amino acids. NCBI's taxonomy places the organism in Eukaryota, Fungi, Ascomycota, Eurotiomycetes, Eurotiales, Trichocomaceae.
AUGUCGACGCACUUCUCUCCCCCGUCGUCAUUCAGCAUCCCAACAGAGCGCUUGCACAUCUCAUAUAUCCAACCCGAGAACCCCGACCACCAUGCCUUUAUUGUGCAUCUCUGGAAUACAGAGCAAUUCAUACAGACCUGUGGUAAUACAGGCAUUGACACUCCCGAAAAGGCAAAGGAAUUCUGCAAGAAUCGCGUGCAAGCAGACUACAACCGGAACAAACACGGCCAGUUCCUCGUCUCACUCAAGCCACACCCGGAUGCAUCACUUGCAGAGAGCAAGCUGAUAGGAAUGGUGUCUUUGAUGAAAGGCGAGCCUCCAAAUGCAUACACUUGCCCGGAUAUCGGCUAUACUAUGCUGCCUGAAGAAAAUGGCAAAGGAUAUGCGACCGAGGCUGCGCUUGGAUUAUUGGACUAUGCACGUCGCGAGCUGAAUGUCACUGGUGUCUUUGGUUUUUGCUCAAAAGAUAAUCCGGCAAGUCGUCGCGUAUUGGAGAAGCUUGGUCUUGAAUUUAGAGGAUUAAGAAAACUGCGAAUCUUUGGAGGCUCGCUCGACGCUGUUUAUGCUACGCCCGAGAUGAGUUCAGAUUUAACAGUAUACGGAAUUGAUGAUUGA